Molecule: messenger RNA, 3952 nt
Organism: Notechis scutatus (mainland tiger snake)
Lineage: Eukaryota; Metazoa; Chordata; Lepidosauria; Squamata; Elapidae
Gene: KPNB1
Product: karyopherin subunit beta 1
Biological process (GO): protein import into nucleus
Molecular function (GO): small GTPase binding
Source: RefSeq, a predicted model, not a curated record
UGCGGCCGCCCCGCAGCUGAGGGAGAAGUGAAGAGCGCGCGAAGGGAGACCGACCGGCCGACUGAGCGGGCAGGCGGAGGGCGCAGCGGCGGCGAUCACCGACUCCGAUCCUUUUCCCUUUCCCCCUUUCCUUCCUAGCUUCACCUCACCGCCGCCGCCAACACCAUGGAGCUCAUUACGAUUUUGGAGAAGACGGUUUCCCCAGACUGCACCGAGCUUGAAGCGGCUCAGAAGUUCCUGGAGCAGGCAGCCAUCGAGAACCUGCCUACUUUCCUUGUGGAACUGUCCAGAGUGCUGGCAAAUCCAGGAAACAGCCAAGUUGCAAGAGUUGCAGCUGGUUUACAGAUCAAGAACUCUCUGACAUCUAAAGAUCCUGAUGUAAAGGCACAACAUCAACAGAGAUGGCUUGCAAUCGAUGCCAAUGCUCGCAGAGAAGUCAAAAAUUAUGUUUUGCAAACCUUGGGUACAGAAACCUACAGGCCGAGCUCAGCAUCACAGUGCGUUGCUGGCAUCGCCUGUGCAGAGAUCCCUAUGAAUCAGUGGCCUGAACUUAUUCCUCAGCUAGUAGCCAAUGUUACAAAUCAACUUAGCACAGAGCAUAUGAAAGAAUCAACAUUGGAAGCCAUUGGCUAUAUUUGUCAGGAUAUUGAUCCAGAACAGCUUCAGGAUAAAUCCAAUGAAAUUUUGACUGCUAUCAUCCAGGGCAUGAGGAAAGAAGAGCCAAGUAAUAAUGUGAAAUUAGCGGCUACAAAUGCACUCUUGAACUCUUUGGAAUUCACCAAAGCAAACUUUGACAAAGAGUCUGAAAGGCACUUUAUCAUGCAAGUAGUCUGUGAAGCGACACAGUGUUCUGAUACAAGGGUGCGAGUAGCUGCCUUACAGAACUUGGUGAAGAUUAUGUCCCUUUAUUAUCAAUACAUGGAAACAUACAUGGGUCCUGCACUUUUUGCUAUCACAAUUGAAGCCAUGAAAAGUGAUAUUGAUGAAGUGGCUCUACAAGGUAUAGAGUUCUGGUCAAAUGUCUGUGAUGAAGAAAUGGACCUGGCUAUAGAAGCUUCAGAAGCAGCAGAACAAGGACGACCUCCAGAGCAUACUAGUAAAUUCUAUGCCAAGGGUGCUCUCCAGUAUCUAGUCCCAAUUCUGACACAAACAUUGACAAAACAGGAUGAGAAUGAUGAUGAUGAUGACUGGAAUCCCUGUAAAGCAGCUGGGGUCUGCUUGAUGCUUCUGGCAACCUGUUGUGAGGAUGACAUUGUACCUCAUGUUUUGCCCUUCAUUAAAGAACACAUUAAAAAUAUAGAUUGGCGAUAUCGAGAUGCUGCUGUCAUGGCAUUCGGAUGUAUUUUAGAAGGCCCAGAACCAAACCAGUUAAAACCUCUUGUCAUUCAGGCUAUGCCUACUCUUAUAGAAUUAAUGAAGGAUCCCAGUGUUGUAGUCAGAGAUACAACCGCCUGGACUGUGGGUCGGAUCUGUGAGCUAUUACCUGAGGCAGCCAUAAAUGAUAUUUAUCUUGCACCAUUGCUGCAGUGUCUAAUUGAAGGCUUGAGUGCAGAGCCAAGAGUGGCCUCCAAUGUAUGCUGGGCGUUCUCUAGUUUGGCAGAGGCUGCUUAUGAAGCUGCUGAUGUGGCUGAUGAUCAAGAAGAGCCUGCAACAUACUGCUUAUCCUCAUCCUUUGAAUUAAUUGUUCAAAAACUUUUAGAGACCACAGACAGGCCUGAUGGACAUCAGAACAACUUAAGGAGUGCUGCAUAUGAAGCGCUGAUGGAAAUUGUGAAAAAUAGUGCCAAAGACUGUUAUCCUGCUGUUCAGAAGACAACUUUAGUUAUCAUGGAACGGCUGCAACAAGUGCUCCAAAUGGAGUCUCAUAUCCAGAGCACAAGUGACAGAAUCCAGUUUAAUGAUCUUCAAUCUUUACUUUGUGCUACGUUGCAGAAUGUCCUUCGCAAAGUCCAGCACCAGGAUGCUUUGCAGAUUUCAGAUGUGGUGAUGGCAUCUCUUUUGAGAAUGUUCCAAAGUACAGCAGGAUCAGGAGGUGUCCAAGAGGAUGCCCUCAUGGCUGUUAGUACUCUGGUAGAAGUAUUAGGAGGGGAGUUUCUCAAGUACAUGGAGGCCUUCAAACCUUUUCUGAAUAUUGGUUUAAAAAAUUAUGCUGAAUAUCAGGUCUGUUUAGCUGCAGUUGGACUAGUGGGUGACCUGUGCCGGGCUUUGCAAUCCAACAUUUUACCCUUUUGUGAUGAGGUUAUGCAGCUUCUAUUAGAAAAUUUGGGGAAUGAAAAUGUACAUCGGUCUGUUAAGCCACAAAUUCUCUCAGUGUUUGGAGACAUUGCUCUUGCAAUUGGAGGAGAAUUUAAAAAAUACUUAGACGUUGUACUAAAUACUCUACAGCAAGCUUCUCAAGCCCAUGUUGAUAAGUCUGAUUAUGACAUGGUAGAGUACCUGAAUGAAUUGCGGGAAACCUGUCUGGAAGCAUAUACAGGCAUUGUUCAAGGUCUGAAAGGAGAUCAAGAGAAUGUACAUCCGGAUGUGAUGCUGGUGCAGCCUAGAGUAGAAUUCAUCUUGUCUUUCAUUGACCACAUUGCUACAGAUGAAGAUCAUAGUGAUGGAGUUGUAGCCUGUGCAGCAGGACUGAUAGGGGAUUUGUGCACAGCAUUUGGGAAAGAUGUCCUCAAGAUGGUAGAAGCUAGGCCCAUGAUACAUGAACUACUAACUGAAGGAAGGAGAUCAAAGACGACCAAAACAAAAACCCUUUCUACCUGGGCCACUAAAGAGUUGAGAAAAUUGAAGAAUCAAGCUUGAUCUGUUACCAUUGGGAUGACACCUGAGACCCCCACUGGAAUUCUCCAAUCUAUUGAGGAAAAAAACCCAACCCGAAGUGAGGAGUGUGCACGGAUGCUGAGUGUUUGGGAAUGAGAGGAUGAGUGAGUGAGAGGCUUAAACACACCACGGUGAAAAUCCAGCCACGGCAAAUGGCAGAACCGCUGUUAAUGGAGCUAAUCACUGACUUGCGUAGCAACAAAACCUUGUCAUCGCUUGCCUCCAGGAAGUAGAAAAUGAUUGAGUUCUAUACUUCAGUGCAGUCUCUUCUGACAAGAGACAAGGACUAAUUCUGUGUCUUGGCCAGUGAAGAGGAAGAUUACUUAGUCUGGGAGAGAGAAAAGCUAGCUUCAGGUUCAAUUUGAGUACUCAUAUAAUAAGGUCUGGCUUUCGUUGCUAGAGAGGAGAAGGGGGGGGGUCCCCAACCCAUAACCUUUUAACCUCUUGGGAGGGAGGAGAGUUUUUAGCUGCACAACGCUGUCAGUGCACAAGAAAAAUAGGAGGGGUGAAGAAUUUUAUUUCAAGAAUGAGUGUGUGUGAAUGAGGCAGUAUCUACAUUCUCAAUUGCAGUUAAUCUUUCCCACAAGAAACACUGAAGAGAUUAGCAGUUGCAUUUCAUAAACUAACAAGUUCAGUCUACUUGAAGUGGCAGAAAAGCAAGAGAUUUGAAGGGGGAGGGGGGAAGAGAAGUUGCCCCAUGUAGGGCUUCUUUUUAGGGAAUUCUAGCUGGGAUGUUCAAAGCUCCCGUCGUGACACUUUUUUCACAAUCUUGUUUAUUAAAAAGCGCCUUUCCUUCAUGAAUUUUGUUCAACUGUGAAUGUAGAAACCCAGGGUUGGGUGGGGUGGGAGGUGGGUAGUGUCCAGAAGACUCUCACAUGUUAGUGGAGAGAUUAGGAUCAGUUUUUCCAAAUGGGAUGUGAAGCUUUGAAACAAUAUAACUUUGCUUUUAAUUCGUAAUAAUAAAAACAACCAAAAGGGACAAAACCCCUUUUGGUGUGAACAAAAUAGCCCGAACCACACAUAAUUGUGCCAAAGAAUUUUUAAAAAGCCUAAACAAACAAGAAACCUUUCAGGAAAUAUUUUGGAUUGCAAAAAUGAGAUUGACAUUCAAUGUUCAAACAAAGCAACGGAAAAAAAA